AUGGCUUGCAGUAAGGAACUUUUCAACUGCUCCAUCUGCUUAGACUUACUUAAGGAACCUGUGAGGAUCACUUGUGGACACAGUUAUUGUAAGAAAUGCAUCAGUGCCUACUGGGAUACAAAUAAAAGAAAGAGAGAUACAGAUAGAUACAGCUGUCCCCAGUGCAGGGAGCCUUUCUCCCCAAGGACCGGAGAGGAACACACUUUAAAAAAACACAAUCUGAUUCAAGCCUCUUCAAGGAUCAAAGAGAGCAUCUGUGUCCGUCAUGACAAACUUCUGGAGAUUUUCUGCCGCACUGAUCAGCAGUUCAUAUGCCUGCUGUGUAGGAUGGAGGAGCACCGAGGCCAUGACACGGUGACAGUGGCAGCAGAACAGCGUGCAAAACAGAUUGAACUGGAUUGGACCCAACAGGAAAUUGCUGACAGAGUGCUGAAUUCAAAGGCGAAAAUAGCGGAACUGAAGCAGGCUGCAGACUCUAUAAGAGACGCUGCAUAUGAGGCAUGCGAUGACUUUGAGCAACUGUGUGAGGAACACAUCCGCUCUGUGGAGAAGAAGUGCUCUGAGAUGAGAGAGAAAAUUGGAGGUGCAGAGAAAGCUGGACUGGACCGGACCAACAGUCGUCUCAAGAAACUGGAGCGUGAAGUGUUAGAGCUGACGAGGCAAAAAAACAAACGCAAUCAGCUUUUACUAACAGAUGACCCCAUUCAGUUUCUGCAGGGUUUCCAGGCCCUGGGUGACCUCCCUGAGUCCACACACUCACAUGAACGACGCGACCUGACAGAGUUUGUCUCUGCACAGACAGAUAAACUGAAAAACAUGUGCAACAAAGAAAAGAAAGAAUUAUUCAGUCAUUCUGAAAAUAAUAAAGUGUCAUUGCCAGUGCUCAAAACUACAUCAAGGAAAUACCAUCUGACCAAACAUAAGGACUCCACAGUGGAGGUGGAUCCCAACACUAUAGCUGCAUGUCUUUGCUUGUCAAACAGAAACAGAGAGAUGUCAUGGGGUGAGACUAGCCAGGCUCAUCCUGAUCACCCUGCCAGAUUCACCGUCUACCCUCAGGCUUUGUGCAAAAACAAGCUUACGUACAGCCACUACUGGGAGGUGGAGUGGGAUGGUGGCAGUGUUGAUUUAGCUGUGUCGUACAAACGCAUUGAAAGAAAGGGUUCAGGGAAUUAUUGCCGUUUUGGCCACAAUAAGAUCUCCUGGAAAUUAACCUGCACUUCAUCUGGCUGCACGUUUUGGCACAAUAAUCUUCACAAAGGCCAGAUUCCUCCGGUUCUCUCCCGCAGAGUGGGCAUACACCUCGAAUACGAUGAAGGAACGCUGAGCUUCUACAGUGUUUCUGAUUCUGACACGCUGAAAGUGUUGCACCAAAUCAGGACCACCUUCACUGAACCUCUGUAUCCUGGGUUUUCUGUUGAUUUAGGCUCAACACUGAAAAUAUGCAACAUCUGAGCUACAGUUAAACAUGUGAGCUUCAGGAAUUCCUUCCAUUUCUGAUUCAGGAGAAGAGUAGGAAUGAUAUAUAAACAUAUGGAAAGUUUUACAUAUUUGAGCGUGCUUGAUUUAAGGUAAUUCAACAAAUUUGAUAUUGUUUCAUUUUAAGGCUUUUGUGCUUAAACACAUGAUUUCAUUAUUUCAUUUUCAUUAUUUACAAUGUAAUCAUCUUCUGCAAGCCCAAAAUCAAUCUGUAUUUUUAAUAAUCAAACAAAUCAAUCAAGAGGAGUGUUUUUGCUUUAGCUUAA
Centropristis striata (black sea bass) is the source of this 1745-nucleotide messenger RNA. RefSeq names its product E3 ubiquitin-protein ligase TRIM65-like. The record is from RefSeq and is a predicted model, not a curated record. The coding region runs from base 1 to 1455 and encodes 484 amino acids. NCBI's taxonomy places the organism in Eukaryota, Metazoa, Chordata, Actinopteri, Perciformes, Serranidae. Gene Ontology annotation, molecular function: protein binding; zinc ion binding. The transcript has 6 exons.